UGUCACUUUUCCGAAUUACGUUACACAGUCCUUUUGUAACACAACCGCACCGCCUCAGAUCUUUUUUCUGAGGGGAUGUGGUGACAGGUUUUAAGUUAGCUAGCCCAAGACCAAGAUCCACGACCAUUCAUGUACAGUUAAAAUCUAUGAAUGUAGAUUUAACUUUCUAAACUGAAAUGUAUACAUUCCAUCACUAUAUGGAUCUCUUAUUUUAUUAGCUCAUAUCUGUCCUGGAUAAUGGAAAAACACCUUGAUUGUCUUGAGCAUUUACUUUAUCAUUUAAAAAAUAAAACUCUUUCACCACAUAAAUUAAUAUACAUCCAGUUACACUUAUAUUCUUGAAAACAAAAAUGAUGAUAUAUCUAUGUAUUUUAAUUUCACAAAACAGAACAUUCUAUGAUCAAUUUAAAAGAAGUAAUGGGAUAUUAAAUAUAAUAAAACUAUUAGUAUACAAUGUAAGAGUAAAGGUAGCUGGUUUAAUUGCAGGGGAGAGGGGGCAAGUUUUGCAGGUCUAUUAGCAGUGUUUUAAAAGCUGUUCAGUAGCAGCUUAUUCUGUUUCAGCUCUAGCUAUCUCCUAAUGGCCUACCUCUGCCUUUGAACAAAGACACUGUAUUGUUGCUGAUUCUGAGCCACUCAUCUUAUGUCACCCAACUAUAGUGUCUCAUGACACCUAAUUGACACUAUAGCUGGAUGACAUUGUAUUGUUGCAUGUGAAGAAUUAAGCUGUGGAAGAUUACGAGCUCACAAAUAAUUAAUAAGCAACCUAGUUGUCUCUGUAUUUUGAGAAUAUCCAAGAAAAAUAAAAUAAAAACAAAUGUAUGUUUAGCACAUUGAAAGUGUAUUCAAAUGAAAAUGUACCACUUUCAUCCAAAAUAUUUGUAGUCAUUGGAGGAGCAGUUGUAAUUAUUUAAAGCAUUUUAAACAUUUUAAAAACAACACUUGCAUACACAUUGCUACAAACAAUACUCUGUACUGCACAGAAUACAGUGAAAGAGACUGCAGUGCCCCUGUGCUACUCAUCUAUUCAUUACUUUGUCCAUCCCACCCUUUCUGUAGUUUCAUUCCAGUCUGGAACAGCUUCUACUGUAAGACAAUGUACAAAGAAGAAAUGUAAUUCCUCUUUUUGACAAAUCUGGAACAGAUACUCCUGAAUCGUGAUGAAAUGCAAUGAAAAAACAAAAAGCACAAAAAAACAUGUAUACCCAGUAAAACAGAAUAAAAUAGCCCUUCCAAGAAAAUGUGUUAUAAACCUGUACAUUUUAAGGACAGAAGAAAGGGCUGAUCAGUUGACAAACACACAAGGGGUUGGGGUUAGGCGCAACCUGAUAUACCACUGAUGCAGGGCUACAAGUUACCAGCUAUUCUCUGUGGCUAUUCCCUAUUCACAGCCCAGCUGCAUUCCUCUUCAGUCACAGCCCCAGCGACAUGAGAGCUGGCUUCUUGUCAACAUUCAGAGGGCAUUAGCAGCACUUCCAUGUUCACUUCUCAUGGAUAAAAGCGUGAUCAAAUUCAGCCACUGUAACAAAGAGAUAUAUUGUUUCUUUGUCCCGGAGGAAUGUCCAGAAUGUGGAGUGAGCUUCAGUGGCCGGAGACUUGAGGAUGCUCCCAUCAGUAUCCCCAAUCCGUUCUCCAAUGGGCACAAGGCUCCUUGCUCCUUUCUUGUAGCCCCCACUGAGGAUACCUUUCUCAGGGACUUUGAUGGGGAAUCUGACCUGCAUACCGGGAUCACUGACACUAAAGGUGUGGUCUACAACUACACAAAGACAGGGGUGCAAAAGGACACCCAGGGAUGGGAGAAGUGUAUAAGCGUGCCUUUGGUUCAGCCAGACAUGUACAGCCUCAUUGACCAAUGGGACCAGUACCUGGAGAAGUUCUCCUCUGCCCAGACUUGGGACCCACAAUUCCAGAGAUUUGAUGAGGAGAAACACAACUGCUAUAACUACACCUUGGCAUUUAUAAACUGUGUGCUGGCCACACAGGGCAAAAGGGCUCUCAGCAAGGAUGAGUUCACACAGAACUUUGUUGUGCCCCGGAUCAAGAGAGCUUCCAAGUACAGAAUGCUGUGUGAGGAGAUCUCCAAAAAGUACUUCUACAUUGUGGACAGUCCUCCAAAAGAAUCAGGUGAUGGGAACUCGGAGGGAUGAUUCAGUGACUACAUUGUAACACACUGUUCCCAACCUCGAAGGGUGUAUGCUGUUUUUUGUUUAUUUAUUCCUGGGGCCUGUUUCACAAAGAAAGAAUUACCGAGUUAGCUGGAUAACUGCACUAAGUGAAACCCUGACCCCACCCAAAUAUGGAACAUGGACUGAAAUUAAAAAGAGCCGUUUCAGGUUUUACUUAUCAGGCUAACGAUGAGACAAGUAUGGUUGAUAGGUAUAUUGCAUUUUUUGUUACUAUGAGACUGAACAGUCAAUCAGGGAAUCACAAUUUAUUUACUUGGAUCAGUAUUCAAAGCCUCCUUUGUGAAAAAAUGCAAGAAAUCACAUCAUGACAAAGCCUAAUUUUCUUCUCUGAAAGUGAGUGGAAGCAAAUUUUUUUUUUUAACCAAAAUUAUCAGGCCAACAGCUUAUAUUAGUAAAACCUACAUUACUACUUUAAUUUAAUUUCCUCCCUCUCCACCUCAGCAGAUACGUGCUGAGGUGAAUCAACCAGGUGGGUGCCACUGGAUUAUGGUGUACAGCUCUUUCAGGGUAAUCAUUUAUCAUCAAUUCCCAUGUGGUUAAAGUGCAGAUUUUCAGCUUUUAGGCUUUUGAUUGUGUUAUUGGUGUUUAAACAGGAGGACUAGUGGAAGCCAUUAUGUGGCUGGAAAAAAGGAAAAAACAAAGUGACAUAGGCCAAACAGUAUGAUAUAAUAUGAUUAGAUCUAUAAGUUCAUGUAUUUUGCACUAAAGUAUAACUGUCAGUUUGUUUGGAUGCAGUAUGCUUCUGCCUUGGCACUGUUUUUCAAAUUCAUGCAUAUUAACAAUAUUCUGCUAUUUUCUACCGAUGUUAAAACUCUUGUUGCUCCUAUAAUAUGUAGGUUAUUCAAUGCAUCAUGCCAUGUUAAGUUUGUACACUGGAGCUUAUUCCAAAUAAAUAAAUAAUGAAUAUUGACAAGAAAA
This is a messenger RNA of Conger conger (European conger), 3101 nucleotides long. It is a transcript of the gene mkrn2os.2, whose product is annotated as MKRN2 opposite strand, tandem duplicate 2. The record is from RefSeq and is a predicted model, not a curated record. The coding region runs from base 1488 to 2144 and encodes 218 amino acids. The transcript has 4 exons. Lineage: Eukaryota; Metazoa; Chordata; Actinopteri; Anguilliformes; Congridae.